AUGGACAAAAUUAAUCUUGAUGACCCCCCCACGAAAUCGACAUCUUACACGCAUAGUCUCAAUUCUCCACAAUUAACACCUGGCACACCUAAAGAAACACAUUUUAAUCAUGAAUAUAUCAUCAGCUCUCUCAGAGAGGUCAAUGAUACUUACAGAAAUCUUAAUAAUGAUUUGAAUCGCACGGUAUUGCAGUUACAAAGUCAAAUAGUAGCCGCUGAAAAGGAAAAGAGAAUACAAUCUUUAGAACUUCAUAAAGCUAAUAUUACAAUGGAAAUUUUUAAAAAGGAAAAGGAUUCAUUGAAAGAAAAAGUGGAAACCUUAACAAAUGAAAUCAAAUCAGUAAAGAAUCGAAAUGAUUUUCUUACAAAGGAAGUAGAAAAAUUACAAGAUCAUAUCGAACAAUUAAUUUCAGCUAAUGCUACCGAUGAUAAUUCCUUAGACGAUUUUGACCAUACAAUUAAAAUUUUUCAUUAUUUGAAAAAUACUCCAUGCUUGAAAUUCUUUUAA
Messenger RNA from Acaulospora morrowiae, 507 nucleotides. The record is from the annotation of a GenBank genome assembly. Lineage: Eukaryota; Fungi; Glomeromycota; Glomeromycetes; Diversisporales; Acaulosporaceae.